This is a messenger RNA of Fusarium falciforme, 2574 nucleotides long. RefSeq names its product MHYT domain-containing protein. Lineage: Eukaryota; Fungi; Ascomycota; Sordariomycetes; Hypocreales; Nectriaceae. The transcript is spliced from 5 exons. The record is from RefSeq and is a predicted model, not a curated record. The coding region runs from base 1 to 2574 and encodes 857 amino acids.
AUGACUUCCUACGACUUGCUUGGUGAGUAUCAGAAUCAAAUCGUGCCCCAGAGCUACAAUGCCGGCUUCGUCGCUCUCAGCUACGUUGUCAGCAUUGUCGGCGCAGGCUCGAGCCUUGAGCUUAUUAACAGACGAACCGGCUUCCGAGGCCUGUUCAACCACCUGUUACUCGUGAGCUCGGCCGUUACCAUGGGCGGAGUAGCCAUCUGGUGCAUGCAUUUCAUUGGAAACAGAGCCAUCGAUCUUGCCAACGGAGAACCCGAGAUGCAAAUAGCCUACUCGAGGGGGUUCACAGCUGUAUCCUUCUUCAUCCCUAUCCUCGUCUUGCUGGCCGCCUUUCUCGCAAUCGGCACCAAUAAUACCGUUUCCUGGUGGAGAGUUAUUAUCGGCGGUGUUCUCUGCGGCGUUGCCACCUGCAGUAUGCACUAUCUCGGGAACGCGUCUAUCAAAAACUAUACCUGUGUAUAUCGGCCAGUUAAUAUCGUCGGAUCUGCCAUCAUCGCCGUCGUUGCCAGCAACGUUGCCCUCUUCACGUUCUUUGUCUUUAGAGCUGUGUGGACCAAUUCGUGGCAGAAGCGAGCCACCUCGGCUGCGGUCCUUGCAAGUGCUGUGUCAGGGAUGCAUUGGUGUGCCGCUACUGGAACUCGCUAUCGACUCAGAGAUAUCAAGUCUGAGGGUAAUGAGCCCUCUAAAGGUGCAACUGUCAUUGUGGUUAUCUGUUUGUCUCUCGGUGCCUGUUUCAUCAUUGCUACCUCAGCCAUUAUUCGCGCGAGGAACAUGAGAAAGUCGGCCCUUCGAGCGCAGCAGGUCACACUGGGAGCGGCCGUCUUUGACAAGGGCGGAAGAAUUCUCAUUGACCCUGAUGGAUUCAUUCCCAGUACUGUUGUCACUGACUCCUUUCUGGAAAAGAAUACCAAAGACGGCUUUAGCAUCAGUCACCCAAUCUUCCAAUGGAUGUUCCAGGCAUCAAGAAACUGGAGUACUAUCUCGAACUUUGUCGGCGGUAUGAGGCGGCACAUAUCACAGUUGCCGCAUUCUAGUACUCACAAGGACGGACGACGUGGCAUUCAGCUCAUUAGCGAGUAUGGAGAGAUAAUUGAACGCUACGACGUCAUUUUUAAGGAGCUUUUCUGUCUUGCCGCAGCCGAGCUUGCGGACCGGUUUCAUGAGGAUAUGACCUCAGUAGGUGUCUUGUGGGAUGAGAUUAUCCCUACAGGCCCGGGCGGCAAGUGGCCACGAGCCCAAUCUCGAAUGGGCUCUCGUCUAAGUCUCUCUUGGGGAAUGGGAGACGCUCAUGAUGACAACCAAAGCGGCUCUGACAUGGCAGAGAAGGGACUCAACGCUCGACACCAGGACUUUGGGCGCGGCUUACUGAUGUUGUUAAUUCGCCGCGUCGAGUCGGAUCGGGACGCCGAGCGUUUUGUGUCAGCCGGUUAUCGUUUCGCCGAGCUCCAUCAGGUCAGCAAUAUCAUCAGGUCGUGCAUGCAGAUUCAGAGUUCCGAUUUUGAGACGAAACUCCGAUCCAUGUCGACAUACACAACCAAGCACAACGAGGCACCCCCAGGUGUUCAUAUAGGAUUCUUCUCCAUCCGAGCCUGCGUCAGCUCCGGAUUCGAGAUUCUGGUACAGAAGGACGCCCGACAUCUUCUCCCAUCCACGGCUCUUCCACUUAAGACACUCGAGAACUGGCAUGUACAGUUCCUCAGGCGGUUUGAAAACAUGCCAGUUUCCAAAAUACUUCAAAGUCUGAAGGAGGAGAUCUCGGCGCGGCAAAACGCUCAGGAGAUCGAGUUUGCGGGUCAGCUAUCAGAGACCAUCAAGACGCUGUGUGAGUGGACACAAGAGCCCCUUUUUGAAGACGCAGUCCUCACGUCUACCAUGGUUCGUGUACCCUGCCGAGACGAUGAAGAAUGGGUGCAAUUGACCAUGAUUGUGAUGCGGCGGGUGAUUCCCAUUCACUCAGUGCUGUCGAGCCCCAACUGUGAAUUUGUGCCUCUUAGCUUUUUCAAGAUGCGCCAGUUCUCAGCACAAUUUCAACAAGAAUUUAUACGAGGGGUACACCAAGAGUUUGGGCACGUCGUCAAGUUGGCGGAUAGGCGUGAGGGAUCCCCAGAUAGCGAACCUGGCUUCCUAUCCAAGUUCUGGCCGUUUGGGCGGUCCGAUAGUUUAGUGGCCACAAGGAUGAAUAGCAAGACUAUGGCGGCGGUGAGGGGACGACGCGCCUUGUCGCCCAACUCACGACAGGCCCGGCCGUCAUGUGGAGAUAUCAUGAUGUUUCAAGACAUCACGGUCGACGUUGAAGAAAGAAAGCCGAGAGCAGAGCAAGGGCCCGGAUCGGAAGACUCAGACACGCUCACGAUCGCACCGACUAAUUCAAAGACAUCACCGGUAGCAGAGAUUGAACUCCAGUCGAUGGGCCACUUCAGAACCAACUUGCAGGCGGACUUACGGGUGUCCAACGACAUUGGGACACGUAAAAGUUCAGUGAACCAUACGUUGCCGUUUGUGGAUAUUCUUUUUGUCGACACGAUUGAGAGCCGCGAGAAAAGGACGGCGAGAGAGGCGAGCGGUUGA